Molecule: messenger RNA, 1648 nt
Organism: Cheilinus undulatus (humphead wrasse)
Lineage: Eukaryota; Metazoa; Chordata; Actinopteri; Labriformes; Labridae
Product: phospholipase B-like 1
Exons: 10
Coding region: 1-1560 (519 amino acids)
Biological process (GO): phospholipid catabolic process
Cellular component (GO): extracellular region
Molecular function (GO): glycerophospholipase activity
Source: RefSeq, a predicted model, not a curated record
AUGGUAGAGCUUCAAGAGGCCACUGUGUAUUGGGAUGCUGCCCAGAAAAGUGUGAUCCUGAAGGAGGGCGUGAUGGAGACAAAGGGGGGAGCCUUCGGUUACUUCAAUGACACACUGCUCCUCACUGGAUGGGGUGUUUUGGAAAUUAGUGCAGGUCAUGGAGGAUUCCCACAGCAAGAUGAGACCACCUUCUUCCUGGCUGGGUACCUGGAGGGCUAUCUUACUGCUGGACAGAUGUUCCAUCACUACUACAACAUGUAUCCUCAACUCAUAAAGGAUGAGAAGGUUUUGAAUCCCCUGAGAAGGUUUUUAAGCAAACAGGACCAGUGGGCCAGAGAGCAGGUUAAACUGAGAAGAUCCAGCGACCCCUUGUGGAAGCAUCUAGGACUGAUCCUGGCCCAGCUGGAUGGGCUCCAUGCUGGAGCUGCACAGUGGGCCAAAAGCGAACACAGAGAGCCUCUAUCAGCCUUUGCUCUCCAGUUUCUGAAUGGUGUCGGAGAUCUCCUGGACCUCGUCCCGGCUCUGACACCCCGCUCCAACUCUUCCAGAGGCGGCGGUGCUUUCAGGAUGCCAGGAAUGGGCCACUGCACGGCUCUCAUCAAGGUGCUCCCAGGCUUUGAAAACCUGCUGUUUGGACACUCAAGCUGGUACACCUAUGCAGCCACCAUGCGCAUCUAUAAACACUGGGACUUUCAGGUGUCUGACUCACACGUUGCCACUGGAAAGUUGUCGUUCAGCAGCUACCCUGGCUUCCUGAUGUCUCUGGAUGACUUCUACCUUCUCGGGAGUGGCCUGCUGAUGACUCAGACCUCCAUUGGUGUUUUCAAAGUCUCCCUGUUCUCUCAGCUCAGCCCUCACAGCCUGCUGGCGUGGCAGAGGGUCCGCCUGGCCAACAGCCUGGCACACAGUGGAGAGGAGUGGGCAUGGAUCUUCUCCAAAUACAACUCAGGGACCUAUAACAGCCAGUACAUGGUGUUGGACCUGAGCAGGGUUUCUCUGGGUCACAGCAUCAGGAGUGGAGCUCUGACUGUGGUGGAGCAGAUUCCUGGGAAGGUGGUGCACUCUGAUCAGACUCAAGCUUUACGGAGAGGUUAUUGGCCAUCGUAUAACAUACCGUUCCACGCUGAAAUCUACAACCUGAGUGGGUAUAGUGUGAUGUGGAAGAGAUAUGGAGAAGACUUCUCUUAUGACCUCUGCCCUCGAGCCAAAAUCCUCCGCAGGGACCAGGCCAAAGUGUCUGACCUCAGCUCCCUGAAACACAUCAUGAGAUACAACAACUAUAAGAGAGACCCCUACUCCAAGGGCCAUCCAUGUAAAACCAUCUGUUGCCGUAAUGACCUAAGACCAAGAAGGCCACGCCCUGGAGGCUGCUAUGACACCAAGGUGACGGACUACCAGAUGGCCGUCCAGCUGGUUGCAGAAGCUAUAAACGGCCCCACAACGCAGGGGGGGCUGCAUCCCUUCUCAUGGCAAUUCUUCAAUCUCUCGAAUCAUCACGGUCUCCCACACACUUACAACUUUUCCUUCAUCACCAUGAGGCCAACUCUGCGUCAUCCCUGAGAGCACAGAGACUAAAAAUACCACCCACCCAUGUAGGAAAGGUCAUGUCUUCCUGCUCCAGUCCUGUAACUUUUGGUCACAACAAUGA